Cheilinus undulatus (humphead wrasse) is the source of this 1005-nucleotide messenger RNA. RefSeq names its product COMM domain containing 4 (gene commd4). The coding region runs from base 68 to 667 and encodes 199 amino acids. The transcript is spliced from 8 exons. NCBI's taxonomy places the organism in Eukaryota, Metazoa, Chordata, Actinopteri, Labriformes, Labridae. The record is from RefSeq and is a predicted model, not a curated record.
CGAGGAAGCAGUUUACUUCCUGUUUAGCUCUGUCUUCUCGUUGCUGCAGCUCAACUGACUUGCAGCCAUGCGGUUCCGUUUCUGUGGGGAUCUGGACUGCCCUGAUUGGGUACUUGCCGAAAUAAGCACAUUAGCCAAGAUUUCAAGUGUGAAAAUGAAACUCCUCUGUGCUCAAGUGCUGAAGGAUUUGCUGGGAGAGGGCAUAGAUUAUGACAAGAUUACAAAGCUAACUGCAGAUGCAAAGUUUGAGAGUGGAGACAUCAAAGCUAGUGUGGCAGUACUCAGCUUCAUUUUGUCUAGUGCUGCUAAGCAUGAUGUUGACAGUGAAUCUCUGUCAAGUGAACUGCAGCAGCUUGGUCUGCCUAAAGAACACACAACAGGGCUUUGCAAGUCAUAUGAAGAUAAGCACUCUGCCCUGCAAGAGAAGCUACGAGAGACAAGCCUGAGAUUGGGACGACUGGAAGCUGUCUCCUGGCGUGUGGACUACACACUGAGCUCAAGUGAACUGAGGGAGGUGAAUGCACCAAUGAUCCAGCUUAAAUUGCAGGCACAAGGAGCUGAGUCAGACUCCACAGAGACGACUGUUGUUUCUGUUUCUGCUGAUAAGUUCAGGGUACUUCUUGCAGAGCUCAAACAAGCCCAGGCUAUGAUGAAUGCACUACAGUGAAGAAUGGACAAGUCAGACCAAUGACAAAUGGUCUCAUAGGCUCACAGAAGUGCCAUUCUUAUAAUUUUAAAGUGAAUAUUUUGUAUGAAAUAAGUCAUUUCAAAAAUGGCAUGAUUGUCUCAUUCCAUUUCGGGUGAAGUAAUACUGAAUUGUAUUUUUUUCAACACACUUGAAAGUGGAAAAGUUUCUUGACUAGCUGAUUUGUCAAAGAAACAAGAAAAUCAAUGGACCAUUUUGUACAGUAUUGUAAAUUAAUUCACACAUUUCUGUUUAAAUAAAUUUUACAGUUUAUGUAUUACCUUCAUGUGCUCAUGAAUAAGUUAAUUAAAAAAGUUACA